This is a messenger RNA of Lachancea thermotolerans CBS 6340, 1191 nucleotides long. It is a transcript of the gene ATG21, whose product is annotated as Atg21p. The transcript has a single exon. Gene Ontology annotation, cellular component: phagophore assembly site membrane; fungal-type vacuole membrane; extrinsic component of membrane. The record is from RefSeq and is a predicted model, not a curated record. Gene Ontology annotation, biological process: protein localization to phagophore assembly site; nucleophagy; protein lipidation. Lineage: Eukaryota; Fungi; Ascomycota; Saccharomycetes; Saccharomycetales; Saccharomycetaceae. The coding region runs from base 1 to 1191 and encodes 396 amino acids. Gene Ontology annotation, molecular function: phosphatidylinositol-3,5-bisphosphate binding; phosphatidylinositol-3-phosphate binding; protein binding.
AUGCACGCUUUGCGGUUCAAUCAGGACGCAACUUGCUGCUCAGUGGCAACAUCUUCCAGCUCUGUCUGCAUAUAUAACUGUGACCCAUUUGGUAAAUGUUUUGAGCUGGAAAAUGGCAGCAGGAACAGCAGCCGAGACGAUCUUUCGGGAUACCAAAACUCUCAGAAACCAAACUUUAUAGUUGAGAUGCUGUUUUCUACUAGCCUUAUUGCAGUAGUUGAUAAGAACCAGGGCUCUCAGAAGAGCCGAAAGCUCAAAAUUGUGAACACGAAGAGAAAGUCCACUAUAUGCGAGCUAACCUUUCCUCAUGAGAUUGUGGACGUGGUUAUGAACCGAAAGCGCAUGUGCGUACAGCUAGCCAGUGAGCAAAUUUUCGUGUACGACAUCUCCUGUAUGAAGCUGAUACAAACCAUAGAUGUAUUGGAGGGAAAGCUGAAAUCCCCCAGUUCAAGCACAGCGCCUGCCCCCUCAUGUGUGAGGAUGUCUCUAAGUAGUGGCGACAGCAGUAUUCUAUGCUACAGCACGUUCUCACGCUCGCCCAAGGAGUCUAAUGUCUUUAACGACAUUGUUGUGUUUGAUGCUUUGAAUGUAUCACCUAUAAACUACCUCAACUCGGUACACAAAACAGCAAUCAGCUGCUUGACAGUUAGCCCUAAUGGCAAGCUCGUCGCCACCGCUUCUGAAAGAGGGACGAUAGUCCGCGUGUUCCACACAGGAGCGGACUCGGAGUAUAGUGCCUCUGACCCCCUUUUACGUGAAUAUCGGCGAGGUACGCGACCAACCUCUAUCUAUGAAAUGAGGUUCAACCCAGGAUCAGCGUUGUUGGGAUGCGUUGGCAAUACGGACACAAUACAUAUAUUCAAAGUGCCGCAUAGCAAGAACAUUGAGGAUCUGAGCACCGCAGGCGGCAAUCAAGAUAGCUGGCUUGAGUCGCGUCUCAGUAAAGACUCGCCACACCAAAUCGCCUCUUUUCUUUCUAGGCGGGUUAUAUCAAGGAUCCCGAGCCAGAGUAUGGCAAGAGAUUACGCUUCCAUGAAGGUUUCGGAGGAUGUCCGCCACUGCAUUGGGUUUCCCGACGAAUUCCCAAACCAAAUUUACGUUUCAGGGAAUGACGGUGUCUUGCAAAUUUACGAGCUACCAACUGAGCACGGAGAGUGUAUACUUCUGAAGAACAGUAACUUCUUAGCAUAA